AUGUCGUCCUCCGCCGAUUUGCUCAGCCAGCCGGUGACGUUCCACCAGUCGGGCAAGCAGUCGCCCAAUGUGUUUCUCAAAUCGGCCAUGACCGAGAGGUUGUGCACCUACGACCAGGAAGAUCUUGAUUCUCGAGGAAAGUAAGUCUGCGGAUCCUUUCAAGCUCCUUCACGCUCGUUCGGAUUCCGCCGAGCGAUCUCGGAGGAUGGCCCAGCGACAAGAGCCCGGCCUGCGAGUGUCGGGGAGCUGUCUUUCCGCCCGAGUCCCGGAUGUAUCACCUAGUGCAGCCUCAGAGUACUGAUUUUUCUUCCGCUCUCGACAGGCCCACUCCCGAAUACAUCAAGUUGUACGAGGAAUGGGGCAAGGGCAAGACGGGUGUGAUCGUGCUCGGCAACAUUCCCGUCGAUCGAGAGGGCCUUGAGGCUCAAAAGAAUGCCAUCAUUGACAAGCGCUCGGUGAGCUCAUUCUCACCGAAUACGAUACCACAGCAGUGUGCUUAUCCCCCUCGCUGCUUUACCAGCCAUGGGAUCCGGUCGAAGCUUUCAAGCCCGUCAUUGCUGCUGCCAAGGCCCAUGGCUCGCUCGUCAUCGGCCAGUUGACCCACGGUGGUCGACAAGUCUCAACGGCAGUCACCUCGCACCCCAUUUCGUCGUCCGACAUCCAGCAGCCCCCUGCGAUGGGUAUGCAGUUCGCCAAGCCCCGACCGGCGACAAUCGAAGAGAUCGACGCCCUCGUCGAGGCGUGGGCCUACGCCGCCGAGGUUUUGUACAAGGCCGGGGCCGAUGGUGCCCAGUUGCACGGUGCUCAUGGGUGAGUGCGGGUCUGCGGAUCGUGAAAGUUUACAAGUGCUCAAGCCUUCUGUCUUCCCUGCCUCCGCGUAGCUACCUUUUGAGUCAGUUCCUCUCGGCCCGAGUCAACAAGCGAACGGACGACUACGGUGGAUCGCUCGAGAACCGUUACCGUAUCGUGUCGCGCAUCCUUGCGGCGAUGCGUGAGCGCGUCCCCCUGGACAAGUUCAUCCUCUCGGUCAAGCUCAACUCGGCCGACUUCCAAGAGGGAGGUUUCACCGAGGGCGAGUCCAAGCAGGUCUGCCAAUGGUUGGAGAGGGACGGCGUCGAUUUGAUCGAGUUGAGUGGUGGAACGUACGAGGGUUCGGGCUUCAAGCACCGAAAGGAGUCGACGAAGAAGAGGGAGAGCUAUUUCCUCGAGUUUGCGGACGAAAUCCGUGAGUAUUGCCUCUGCGCGUUACAUAUCACCAUGGCAGAAAAAGCUGACGCUGCGCCGAUCCUUUGCACAACCAGGCCCCGUAUUGAAGACGGCCAAGCUCGCCGUGACGGGAGGUUUCCGAUCCCGUCCCGCCAUGGAACAAGCCCUUUCGGACAAGUCGUGCGACCUCAUCGGUCUCGCACGCCCCUUGACCGCCGAACCCAGCUUCUCCGGCGAUCUCAUCUCGGGCAAGACGACAGCAGCCAAGGAGAACAAGGUCGACCCUUCGGUCCAAACGGUCACCUCCAUCUACCAGAUCCACCAGAUUGCGAACGGCGCCGACAUACCUGAUUUAAGCGAUGCCAACACGGCGGAGCAGACGCUCAAUAAAGCUUUGGGCAAGGAUGAGAGUCAGGAUGCUAAGCACCCUGAGAACUAG
Microbotryum saponariae is the source of this 1645-nucleotide messenger RNA. The record is from the annotation of a GenBank genome assembly. NCBI's taxonomy places the organism in Eukaryota, Fungi, Basidiomycota, Microbotryomycetes, Microbotryales, Microbotryaceae.